AUGAAUGUCACAAACUGCCAUUCAGACCCUCAGAGUUGUGAUAAAGUUGACUAUGAGGUUUAUGAAGAAGGAGAUGGUUCUUCUGGACUUCAUACUAUUUACACAGUUCAAGUUCUCAAAAUAAGAAGUGCACUAUAUCCAAGGGAUGUUGGUGAUUUUAAAUGUGUUGCAUCGAAUGGAGUUUUACCAGAUGCUGAGUUAAGAGUGAGCUUGGAUGUCCAAGGUACUUAAGCAAAGGAAUACCUUUGUACUUUAUGUAACCAGUAAUUUGCAUAAUACAUGUGCAAUUUUUUACCCCAUUUACAAUUAAUGAUAUGCUCAGAACCAACAUCUAGAGCCUUAGUUCCUUUGUACAAGUGUACCAAUUGUGAUCCUAUGUAAGUAAUUUUAACUGUUAAAGACAUCUUUGAUGCACAACUCAUUGGGAACACCUGUGAACUAUUCAAUCAAAUCAGGCCAGAAUUGAUGUUAAUCCUUCUCUGUACAUAACUGCUCUCUUUUGAACAUUUGGAAACAUUGUUACCUUCCUAUGCAUUAAUUUUUUUUACCUAAAUGUUUCAUGCAGGAGUGAAACCUGGUGAAAGCGUAGAAAAACAACUGUAAGCACUUAUGUUUUUCGUACACUAUAGCAUGUACAGUGUAGAGUACAAAGUUGUAUUCUGAGUGCAAACCUGUUUUCUAAGUUGAGAAAGGCAAGGAACUAAUGUGAAGAGGGGGUGGGGGGGCAGUGGGGGUGUGAGAGGCUUAUUUGCCGGGGAUGCUUAUUACCUUACAGUUACAGUCAAACCAAGUCAGCGUGCCCCCAAGAUUCUAUCAGUGAAUUGAUUAUUUGAAAAAAUGAAUCCGUUUUUAAAUAGUCGUUCCCAUAAAUGGUGUCAAAUUCAAAGCGGCAUUUCUGCAUGUGUAAUGAGCAGUGAAUAUUUUACGAGAACUUCUCGGUGUUUGGUCAGAUUGGAAAUCUUUGAAUGGAUUAAGCUUCUUAGAAGACAUUUACAUCAAUUUCAGGAAAAUGGAGCUGGUAGAAAUUUCAUAACUGCCUCGCGUGUGAAUUCACGGCUCAUUACACAUACAAGAAUGCAGAGAUCAAUCUGAAAUCUACAACUAGCAACGGAUUCAACUUUUGAAUAAUAAAUUCAUUAAUGGAUUCUUGGGAGGUACGCUUGACCUGGUUUGACUGUAAAAUGUAAUAAACCUUGUCUUCCUUUCAAACAAAGACAUCUGUACAGCUGUAAACAGAGCACUAAAACAUAUCUCCAAGAAAAAAAAACCAAAGUAUGGUCUUACUGAUGGCAUUAAGGUCCUAAAAAUUCUGGUUUUGAAAUGCUCUUUCUCUCCUUCUUUGUACUGGAUAUUAAGUUUCAUUUUUUUCUUGGAGAAGGGUUGCUUGGUAAGAAACUCUUGACAACAAGAUCCAACUUAGUAGAUUAUACAUGUAAGUUAAAUCAGAGGUUGAUGAAGGAUUAUAAACAUCAGAAUACACAGUUAAAAUUUUACAAUCUUAUUUGCAAUAUAAGAUGUGCAGUCUACCCCAUGAGCAUCGCAUCAUUAUGGCAACUCAUUUAAGGAUAUCAUAAAUCCACUAUUAAGCUCCCCAGGGGGCUUAUUUUUUUCAGGCACUUUUGAGGAGGGGCUUAAUAGAGACCGGGGGUGGGGGCUUAUUUAAUUUACCGAAAUGCAUCAACAGGAGCAAGGUUUCUCAAGGACGGACUUGUGUUACCGGGCGCUAUACUGCUUUUUCUAACAAUAAGAAAAUGGCAACAAUUCUCCACAGAGAACUAGAGCAUAAAGUUGAAAAAGUUAGAUCAGCACAUGAAGUUGGAGGUCAUGUGGCUGAAGACCAAAAACAAUAUGAAUUUCCAGCGUGAAUGAACCAUAACUGAUCAGUCCACGUUAAUUGUUUGUGAAGAAUAAGGAUGGAGGAUGGAGGGUGGAGGGGAGGGGGGGGGGGACUUAAUAACUUUUCUCUGACCUCUGAAAGGGGGGGGCUUAUUAGGGAGGGGGCACUUAAUAGAGUAUUUUUGGUACUUUAUGCGCGAUAGUGACAUGAACUAGGCCUCAACUAACAAUCUUAAUUAAAUGCAGUUAAGCCGACACUGAAAGAGAGAUUAGAUGCAGUUGCUGUGGUAGAAGACACAGAAGCUAAAGUGUCCUGUACAGUGACCAAGAGCAACCCACUGCCAACAUUCAGUUGGCAGUAUGCUUUCAAAAACUUGGAAUGUGACAUUCAACUACCUACCGGUACCUGUGUCCCUAAGGAAAACAAGUGGAUUACUGUUCCUAGUCAGCUGGUGUCUCCCAGCAGCUCAACACCAACAAAUGAAAGCAUUGUGAAUGUUGCCAAAGACCAACAAAAUGCAUUCUACCGCUGCCAAGCAUCCAAUUCCUUGGGAAAUGUUUCGCAAAUCUUGAGAUUUGUCAGACUUGGUAAGAACAUCAGUUAGUAAAAACAGUACUUUUUUGAGGUAUUGAAUUGUACAAAAGUGUAAUAAUGUGCUUUAUACUAGUACAGAAAAGAGAACAGAUUUUCUAGGGAUGACCUGCACCUUUUCCAAACAAGUUUUGUGAUUGGCUGGGAAAACAAUAGGGAUGGUGACAUAACAAUACCCCUAUCCCAGAAAACAAUAGGUAGUGCGAGUUAUAGGCACCAAUGAAAGAAGAGGUUUGGAUUCGUGCAGGUCAAUUGAUGUUCUACUCACAGAUCAAGCCAUAGUUAAUUGAGUGGAAUGGUUAUGAAACCCGUCAGACUCCUUUGUUAUAUGUUUUUGUGGACCUGAAAGUGCACAACGUUCAAAAGAAUUCCUAUCAUUUUGAUUGUAUUGACCAAUAAAAAGGUUGCAUUAAUUUAUUCCGUAACAAUUUGCCAACAGAAAACAAAGGAUUGUGCAAUUUCAGGGUGCUUCCAACAUAAACUGCAGCACUGUUGUUUUUAUCAUUGAUGUUUGCCACUUUUCAUAGGUUGCAAAUGGACAGAUUAAUGCUCACCUGAGGACAUUUUUAGCUGCGUGUAUUUUGUGCACAUCUAGUUGGGCUUGGAACUGAGACACCCUAUGUGAUAAUAAUUAUUAUAAAUUGGAAAAUGUGUGUUUCCAGGCCAAUCCAUAAAACCGUGCUGAAAAAAAUAGGCCAAAAUUUUAAAGAAAGUCUUUAAGAAGGUAAGCUUGUUAAGAACUUAUGCAGAUCUUGGACGAUGUUAUCCACCUUGACCUCCAGCCUGGAUGGAGAACAUCCUCCUUGAUCUGCAUAAUUCUUCAUAUCUUACCAUUUUUAGCUGUAUGUAUUUUGUGCACAUCUAGUUGGGAUUGGAACUGAGACACCCUAUUUGAUAAUAUCAAUUGAAAAAUGUGUGGUUCCAGGCAUAUCCAUAAAACCGUGCCGAAAAAAUAGGCCAAAGUUUUAAAGAAUGUCUUUAAGAAGGCAAGCCUGUUAAGAACUUAUGCAGAUCUUGGAGGAUGUCAUCCACCUCGACCUCCAGCCCGGGUGGAUAGCAUCCUCCUUGAUCUGCAUAAUAAUUAUUCUUCAUAUCUUACCAUCCUCAUUUUUUUAAAUAAUUACAUGUAUUGCUAAUUACCUAUGAUUGAUCAACAGUGAAACCAGAGGCCAAGGUUGAGAUUGACACUGGCAAAACUAUGACCGAGGUGAACGAGAAGUCUACCUUACAGGUCUUCUGCAUUGACCGGAUUGAUGGUGACUGGGGCCUCCUUUUCUCAAAAGAUGGGGAAAAAAUAGAACUAAGUGAUCCACGUGUCAAUGUCACCAUUGAAAAUCUACCGAAAGAAACUGAAAGGUUGUUCAAACUGACGAUAAAGAAUGUGACAAUGAAUGAUACAGGAGAGUAUGGAUGCACCCUUUCUGUUUUGUUUCCAAAGCUCCUUGAUGCCAUCAAUGUUACGGUGAAAGGUGAGUGAGCUAAGAGUGGAGAUCAUUAGAGUACUUUAACUAACAUUUUUAUCGGUAGGCCCUCUGAUAGGUGCAAAAAUUAUUGGUAACUCAUGUGAAUUUUCCUGGAAGUCAUAUUAAUAGAUUUAUGCAGGAAAAAGCUGUGUUACGGUCCCAGUUACUUGAUUUUUAUCACACUCUACGAUUUCAAAUCUCAUGGAAAACAAUUGUUCGGUUUUGUGCCCAGAGUUCAAGGGAAACUGUCUGUCACAAUUUUUUGGUUCCGUGAAAAUUCAUGGGAACCCGCUCCUAGAUGUUUUCACUUUUUUGGAGUGAUUUUUUAUUUCCUGGAGCUGUAAUUCAUAAACCGUUAAUGUGCGAUGCACUUUGGAAACAAUUCAAGAUGAUGCGCAAUAGACAAAUAAACAUUGAUAGAUGCUGAAGAUUUAGUUUUUAUGAUAUUUGGUAUAUAAGCCAAGUUAUAACCAAAGAAUUGAUCUACUACAGUGGAACACUGUUAAUUAUGGUCACCUACAUGUAUGGAGCAAAAAAAUUUUGGCCAUAUUAAUGGGUGACCAACAAGAGUUUUUUUUACAAGAAAAUGUAUGGCUGUUUUGCCCGGCGUAACAAGGUGACCGUAUGACUUGGAUUGGCCAUAAGGCAGCAUUGUACUGUAGUUAAGAAUCUGAGUGGAAAAAUACAUGUAGUGCAUUUCUGUAAUUUCUGUACACAAACAUGCAAAUGUACACUAAAGAAAACAUAUAAUUAUGGUUUGUUUAAUACAGAAGUACAUAGUAGAAGAUUGAACAUCAAACUGUAUGCAGCUGUGUUUUGUUGAGUUUAUCCGUAAUUUCGUGUGUUGAUGGAGGGAACUUGCAGCUAUAGUAGCUGCAGUGGUUUAAGAUCUGCUGUCAAGAAUUUUUGUGGUAAUAACGUGGCUGCAUUUCCGAAGUUGUUGCAUGUGUACAUACAUACAUACAAUGAAUGAUGGCAUUGUCAGUGGUAGCUCUAAAUAAUUUGAAGGCAGGUUUCUUUGCGAUAGCCAUAUACAUUUGUAUUGGCGUUAAUAUUUCUCGAUUUGUGAAGCCAGAUGGUUUGAAGAAGGUUAUGGCAUUGAUAAUUAUUACCAAAUGAUUUGUGCAAAUAUUAGAAAAAACACACUGCAGAACUUACAUCCUUCAUCAUCAUUGAUAGCUUUUGUAAGUUUUACGGCUAGUCCUGUUUUUAUGGGCUUACUGGUAUAAUAAACCAUAGGUUUUUGACCUAUCAGAUCGUGCAUAUCCAACUAUCUCAGUAAUUAUAAUUAUGACAUAAUAAUUAUAUGAAAAUUAAAUUUGCCUAGUAAUAACCAUCCAUAGUUUCACACAACUGUACAUUAGAGAAUUCUAUGUCAUGUUUUUUAAAGCAAAACAAUGUUAAAUUAGUGUUUGUGUUUGUUGCUAUUAAUUUUGUUUUGUGUAAUAAUCAUGUUGAAUCAUGUAUUAAUAUUUAUUUAUGUCUUCAUAGCUCUGAAAGCACCAAACAUCACCAAAGAUAUACCUGAUGUGACAGUUCUUCAAGAACCUCAGGGUGGUAAUUUGGAGUUGUUUUGUGAUGUUACUGGCAACCCAAAACCUAUCAUCACGUGGUACUUCUACAAAGAUGGCAAAGGUGAUCCCUUGGUGGUCAACAAGGAAAAACAUAACCUGGGCGGGAACAAGGAUGACUGCGGGAGACGGACAAAGGGUUAUUACUUCUUGCAGCGUGAUGAUGCUCGUGCACUUGUGAUUUGCACUCCAGAAUUUGAACAUCACCAAGGAAAGUAUUCGUGUCAUGCUAAGAAUACAGCAGGAGAGCAGAGCAAGUCUGCAUUUGUCAAUGUGGAGAGUAAGUAGUUAAUUGUUAUUAAUAGGUACAACAAGCUGGUGUGGUUGACUUUAUUGGUAUUUACUUUAACCACAUUAAAAAUUUAUUAAAAUGAUAGCAAUACUUUAUUAUGAAAUAAUAAUUAAACAGUCGACUUCUGGUAACUCGAGCUUUCAAGGGAAGUAUAAAUCAGUUAUUGCAAGUUCAAGCUAUCGGGAGCUCCAAGCAAAACCUAAAUUUGUAUUAGUACUUUAUUCAUGUAUGGAUUUGAAGACUUUGCAAUCCCUUGCAUCUUACUGAUGGCUUGUCCCACACUGAGCUUAGAUCAAGCUCUAUUUGCAUAUUGCUUGGUAAAUAUAUUUCUGGUGGUCAAGGCAAAUCUAAGUCUCGCAUCUAGUAGGAUACACAUGUCUAUCUGAAUUACUUGUGUUUAUGAACAACCUUGCAUUCACAUGAUUACCUCAGGGACAUCAGAUGGACCUUAAACUCAACACCAGGGCCUUUGCUGCUCACAUACCAUGCACAUAAAUGGUCUAAGAAAGGCAUUCCAAGAAUGUGAACAGAUUUUGCUAAAACCCCACUACAGUCGCAACUCCACUGCCACCUCUUCACAACACCCUUCUCUCUACAUUAGUGGACUGUCCAUACAGUGGAACCCCACCUUACGACCAUCUCAUUAUUACGACCCUAUUCUUUGUACCCAAACAUUAGAAUCACGGAGUCAUUUUAUUAUUUUGAAGACCCCAUUAACACCACCACCUCGUUAUCACGACCAGGAUUUUAUGGCCCAACGGUUGUUGCAUUAACAGGGUUCUACUGUACAUCGUGUCAAGUCUUGUUUAAUGCAUUGUCGCCCAGGAAUUUUUACUGUUUCGAGUGAUUUUCUAUAAAGUAAAUCAAGUCAAGGACUAAAAUUUUAAUAUUACUGUGAAUGUUGACUUUUGGUUUUGCAAUGUUGAUUUCUGUAAAAAUCCCGAAGGCAAAAAACGUGAUUUUUGUCGUUUUUCUAUGACUUUAAAGGGUGCUCAUUUCUGUUCUUGUCCAAAUUCAAAAGGUGAUAUGUCAAAAGCACUGACUUUUUUGUGUUUCUUUUAUAUCCCCAUUUAAAGGACAUUAUACUCAAUGUUCACAACUGACAGUUAAGACAAUGUUUGCAUGAUUGAGAAAGUUGCAAUGUUUUAAAGCAGUGUAGUCUUGUACGGCCAGUGUUAGCUGGCACGGCCGUCAGUGGGUUAAACCUCUGUACAACAUCCAUCUCCUUACAGUGACCACUUUCUUCUGUCCCCAAAGUGGCCAUGGAUGACAAGUUUAACUGUAUACCAAUUACAAAUUGUUGCUGGCCACCCCACCAAUAUAAUAUUAUUAUGUCAGUGGGCUCACUUUUGCUCGGCGGUAAUAAAUGUUUCCAAAAAACAGUAGCUGUUUGUUUGUUGUAGUAUCUAUCUAUUUUUCUAUCUAUCUGUCUGUCUGUCUGUCUGUCUGUCUGUCUGUCUGUCUGUCUGUCUGUCUGUCUGUCUGUCUGUCUAUCUAUCUAUCUAUAUAAUUCAAUGUGGAGUAAACAUAAAGUUUUUGUUGUCAUUGUUGAUUCUUUUUCUUUUUGACAGUGGCACCAGUCAUAGUUGAACCUAAGAAAGAUGAAGUACCUCUUUCACUCAAGAUUGGUGAUCCACUGAACAAAAGCUGUGUGGCGAAAGGGAACCCUGCUCCUAAUGUCACAUGGUUACAUAAUAACACAGGAAAGGCGGUCUCACCAACUUCAACCAACUCCCAGCAAUUAAUCAUUAACUCGAUAGAAGAGAAGGAUUUUGGUUUUUACACCUGCAUUGCCAGUAAUAAAUUGAAACGUACAAUGGUUUCUAUUGAAACCAAGGAAGGUAAAUUUAUUUCACAUGUUGAUACAUAGUGCAUGCUUGGCUUUGAAUGCUGGAGGCCAGGGUUUACUCCGCCUUGCACAAGCAUGAUCCCUGGCUACUUUCAUUUGAAACAUAAGGGAAAUAGAAUGAAAUGAAAAUCUUAGAUGUUCAAUUCCAUGUAACACAACAACAAUGCAGCCAAGUUACAAGGUGUCAUUAAUACAUUAUUUUUUUAUUGCUGGAUGAUUGACAUCAUCAGCUGCCUAAUAUAUUUUUGCUAUUGUUAUGGGACAACUGACUGAAAUCUUUUAAAUUUGGUCAGUGUAAUUCAUACGGUAAAAAAACUUGCAUUGUGUUUAGACUUUUAAUCAUAACUAUAACAAAAUUAUUGUCAAAUCUGAUUGGCUAUCAACUGCCCUGAUUUCAGCCUUACUUAGACAGUUUGAAAGGACAGGACGCGUCAUGCGUAAGUAAUUGGACAGUACGCGCCAUCACGCACGUGCUUAAAUGGCUUUUUUUUUCACUGCUAGCAAAACAAAAUUUCGAAUUUCUUGUGUUUUGAUUUAAAAAAUGGCCUAUUAUAUCACAAAUUUUGUUAAAGUUAUGAUUAAUUGGUAACAGAACUUUGUGUCGUCCAAUUCGGUCUGUAAUCAUACUAGUGAUUAAACAAAUCGGACUCCCGCUACGCAGUCGUCCGAUUUUGUUAAUCACUCGUAUGAUUACAGACCGAAUUGGACUCCACUCAGUCCUGUUACCAUUACAAUUAAUUCUGAUUUUGUAUGGUUAUGGAAAGUUAUUUGGAUGAUUUCAGGGGGGAGACAGGGUCCAAUCAUUAGCCCCAUUGCAAAAUCCUGUAGUCAGUGGCCCGGGGCUAUUGUACACAACUCUUAUUUAACGCUGGGAGAAGGAAUGGCUAACCGAUAAGAAAACUGGACACCCUUCCCAGGCCCCUAGUUCCAGUGCCUCCCUGAUUGCUUGUGGGAAUUGUUCUUGGUAGUUGUGAGGUCAAAUCAUCGCACCCAUGCUUGUAAAACAGUUGAUAGGUUUGCCUCCUAUUAGUUGGAUUUUCAACGUUUUUAUGUGGAAAGUUCCAUUUGAAGUAUUAUUUUGUCUCAUUAUCUCUGAAAAGCCCCAUAACAGUUUUUUGUUUUCAUUGAUGAGAAACAUCUUGAAAUGAAUGAUGAAUUUUUUCUACUUCUCCAGAGAGAUUACUUGGUUAUACUGUUGGUGGUGGCCUAAGUACUGGUACGCUGGUGGGCAUUGCUAUUGGUGUGAGUGUGUUUGUUCUCAUCGUGCUAGUGGUGUGCUGUUGUCUUUACCAUCGGCAGAAGAAGCAGAUAGAUGAGUAUAAGCAGCUUUAUUUCCUGCAGACAUCAUCAGACUACAAGGUAUAUUCCUCUCUAUAAUAUUGUCCAUGUACUUUCACUUUGUUCUCAGGUUUGGCUACUAAGCUUGCGCGGUAUUUGGCGUGAAACACCGUUUAUUGUAUUUAUUGAACAGUUCAUUCGUUUGAAAAAGACAGUCUUCCUGAAGGAGCCAAAUCCCCAAAUGUCCUGUGUGCAAUAUACCAGUGCUUUUUUCAUGAAAGUCACAGUUGUGUAGUAUGUACGUGUACCCUCUUUAGAGAAAAUGCUUCAUUCCUAACCCACCUACCUACCUACCCACCUACCUGCCUGCCCAUCAACCUACUUACCCACCAACCUACCUACCCUCCUACCUGCAUGCCCAUCAACCCACCUACCCACCUACCUGCCUACCUACCUACUUGCCUACUUACCUACGUACCCGCCCACCCACCAACCUUCCUACCUACCUACUUACCUUCCGACCUACCUACCUACCUACCUACCUAUUUAUCUACCUGCCUGCCAAUAUUUAGCUGGAGCGUUUUCACGAGCUGACCACCAUUUUUCUUGUGAGACGUGCUCUAGGACAUUAACAGGCAUAUUUUGUAUCAGCCUUAUGCGAGAACAAUGUGUCAUGUUUUAGAUUGACCCAGAUCGCAGUCUGCUGGAACAGUGUAAUAAUCUACCUUAUGACCCAGACUGGGAAUUUCCUGAAGAAAGACUCAUCCUUGGAAAUGUGCUUGGUGCUGGAGCUUUUGGACAAGUUGUUAAAGCAGAAGCCAUUGGUAUCUUGGCGCUCAAUCCUCGAGACAAGAGCGCAGAAUCUUUUAAGCGACGCUCAAAGAUCCGUCGGUCUUCACGAGCAAAGGACCUGAAAAAAGAAGAUGGUGGCUCGGGAUGGAAGAAUGUUAAAGUCCCUGUCGCAGUCAAAACCUUAAAAGGUUGGUGAUUCUUUUUGCGUGCUCCUCGAACGAAACAAGGAAAAAACGUAAAAUAGGAAAAUAGAAAGUGAAAACAGGAAGGGUUUCAGCUCCUACGAGUGGGGAUUUUUAACCAUGUUGUGUACCAUUUGUUCAGUUACAUUAUUUGUUUCAUUAUCCUUGAAAAGCCCCAGAGGGGGAGAGAAUAAUUAAAGUGUUAUUAUUAUUAUUAUUAUUAUUAUUAUUAUUAUUAUUAUUAUUAUUAUUAUUAUUAUUAAAGUAAUUGAAAUUUUAACGAAUAUUUCCACACAACAUGGUUUGUUCUUAAUUCGUUUUGUUUUGUUGUUGUAGAGGGUGCCACACAGGCAGAGUACAAGGAUUUGGCUUCAGAACUCAAGAUACUCAUUCAUCUUGGACAGCACAAGAACAUUAUCAAUCUUCUCGGAGCCUGUACAAAGGGAAAACGCCUAAUGGUGAUCAUGGAGUUUGCUCCACAUGGCAGCUUACUGAGCUUUCUUAGAGGGAGAAGAGAUACAUUUGACGCGAGUUGGACUAAAACCAUGAACGAGCCAGAGAAGGAGUUCACUUUAGUAGAUUUAGUGAUGAUAGGUUUCCAAGUUGGUCGAGGAAUGUCAUUUUUGGCGUCCAAAAGGGUAAGAGAUGUAUUGUAGUAACAAAUAUUGCUAUAUAGCUAGAAUUUUUCGCCGACAGCGCUAGCUAGUAUUGCAUGGCUUCUUCGAGGUCACUUAUCUUUCACUGCGCCUUUAUUUUUUUUUCGCCUUCUUGUUUUCAGUGGAUGUUUCCUCAAAAAUUAAUGAGGAUGACCCGCUGGUCUCUGGUUUUAAGGCCGGUUACCCAAUACUAUUUGUCAGCGCGAUUUCUCGAUUUCUCUCGUUUUUUUCGCGGUAUAGUUUAUAGGGCUGAUCUUUUUGUCCGAAGUAAAAUGCCUCGAUAGAAAUUGACCUUAAGCUAAACCAUUUGUGAAAUCUUUCCCAGGGGCAGCCCAACAAAUAAAAUCUGAUCGCACUCCGUGUGUGAGCACUUCUCAUACCUGAACACUCCCUGUAAUCCUCACCGAAACGUCGCCCGCGGCAAUGAGCGAGGUGAGACGGUUAUAUUCGCCGGCUGCGCUUGUAAGGGGCCUUCUACCGAAAAUACAAGGCAAAGCACCAUAGUUAGAACCCUUCCCAAAGGACUAUCGCUCUUAAACAAUCCGACCACAUUAUAGGAUCGUGGUUUCAAGAUUUCUGUUGUUUUCAUCCUCCAAGUAACGACGUGAUACUUGUUCCAAUCUCCUACGAGUGUCAGUUGGAUAAUGCAACUCCGCGGAUCCUUAAUAAGACAACGAGUUUUCUCCGCCCACCACGUCGUUCUUAUUCUACGAUCGCCUCAUGUAGAUUCGAGGUAUUUUAAUUCACGAAUGGCUUUGCGCGUAUUGUAAUUUGAGAAUCAAUUACGCAGAUUUGUCAGAUAGGCUCUUGGUAGCACUGUAUCAUGGUCUACCCUGUUCUGGGCGUUCAGACUGUAGGUACGACGCUCGGAAAUGUGAGAACAAAAAAAUAGCGAGCCACUCUCCACGAUCUGAGCCCCUGUAACAGGCUGUUAUGUUCCCCCUCUCGUAAGUGACCGUUCAUAAUCGACCGAGUCUUGGCGCUUUUGUUUCUCCCUGACGGAGGUUCAACUGUAUUUGAAUUGUUUCUAAACCUUACCUUGGGUUGCACUUUUUUCUUCAGUGCGUUCAUCGCGACUUGGCUGCAAGGAACAUUUUAGUGGGGGAUGAUUAUGUUAUGAAGAUAGCUGACUUUGGUCUGGCGAGAGACAUCUAUAAAGAUGAUCAGUAUGUCAAGAAUACGCAAGGCUUGCUUCCCGUAAAGUGGAUGGCUCCCGAGUCGUUGUUUGACAGAGUUUAUACUGAGAAAACUGAUGUGUAAGUACACAAGGUUUUAAUUCCAUUUUAGUUAAUUUCUCCACCUCCAUUAAUUUUUAUAAAUUGUGAAAAUUCGAGAGAAGCCUGCGAACACCCGCUCUGUCUUUAGACCAGCGCUCUACUAACUGAACUACAGUGGAACCUCGAUAAAACGAACCUUUAUAUGACGAAGUCUUCGGUAUAACGAACGAUUUGCUUUGCCCCAGUAAUAGUAAGAUAUAUCAGAAAGAACCUUGUUAUAUCGAAACCUCGUUAUAGCGAACAAAUUUUGCCAGUCCCUGGGCCCUUCGUUAUAUCGAGGUUCCGCUUCAAUCCUACCGUGGCUGAAAAAUUCAAGGAAAAAACAAACAAACAAACAAGCACAGAAACAAAUCCUCCCAUGAAUCGACGAGCAAAUGUAAGGAUCAAUUUUUCGUGAGGACGUAAAAUAAUAGUAAAAAUUAUCUGCUUUUGUUAAAAAAAUUCCCUUUUGAAGCUUUUUUUUUGUCCUUUAAAGUCUUACUUAACAAUUUUGGGCUGAAAAGACAGGUAUUGAUCUUGGUCAUGGUUAUUCUUAUCAACAGAUGGUCAUUUGGAAUCCUCUUGUGGGAAACGUUUACCCUUGGGGGUACCCCUUACCCUGGCCUCCCGACAGACCAACUUCUAGACUAUCUUAGUGAUGGCAAGAGAAUGGACAUGCCAGCCAAGUGCCCUCUGGAAGUUUACACUGUCAUGAGAGAUUGCUGGAUUCAUGAACCUGAACAAAGACCCCAUUUUACAACCUUGACAGAAAGACUUGCUAAUAUAUUGGAGAAGCACACGACAACGGUAUGCAUUAAUAUACCGAUGGACUUACCUUGUUCCCGGGGGGUAGGGGGAUACUCAGCUAAGUUUUAUACGAUGAGGCUCCGCGUCGAGGCCAGCCCCGUACCUUUUAUAUACCUAUACCUUUUUUGGCAGAAAAGGAACCCCGUUCGUAUACUUUCUAUUGACAGAUGGUACACAUUCUAUAUACCUAGUGUACAACUUUGUAUCCCUUUUAACUGCUGUAAAUUUUCUCUUUUUUAAUGAAUGUUAGGUGAAUGAAUCACAUAACCAGAACAUUUUCUUCACUUUUUCACAGAUUUUCAUACCCACACAUAUACCUGAAACCUGAAAACGGUGACCGUUUCCGGUGGAUCCUCCCCUCUAAAUCCUUUGUAAAAUUUUCGAUGUGUUCAUAUGAGAGGGCCGGCUGGCUUGGUUCCCGAGAUCUUGGUAAGCUAGCCCGCGAACCGCAGACGUAUUUCCAGUCGUCGCUUCUCGGUGAAACUAAAGCCGAAAAAACCGGAUCCUCUCGCAGGCUAUGGGUAAGCGGGCUGGAAAUUUUGCCAUAUGAACACUUCAUCCCGGUUACCGGGAUGAACGGCGGGAUGAAUUCUGGCGGUCCGGAGGGCAUCGUCCUGGAUUGCCUGCUGUAUUUUCCACAUCAUAAACAUUCCAUUUAACUGCACAGUGCAGUUCUCGGAAACCCGGGCUGAAAUUCCUCAUAUGAACACAAGGCGAAAUUCGUCCCGGUAACCCAGCCAGCCCGGUCAACCAGGCUCAUGUGAAGAGGCCCUGAAUUACUCAACGACUGACUGACUCACUGAAUUAACGACUGACUGACUGAACACACUGACUGAAUGACUGACUGACUGACUGACUUACCGACGCUGUUAAGUUCACCUGCCAAAAUCAAUAUUGGUUUAUGUAGAAUGCAAACAGCUUCCCUUGCUCCUUAAGAUUUCAGAACUUAGAGAAGCACCAACUGUACCAGCAGCAACUUAUACGGCAACAAUAAGAGUACAGGACCGUCUUUGUACAACCCUUCAAACGUCCUAACGCCAACCUUUGCAACGGCUGCUGGACUUCCUGUGCCACAGUAGUUCCUCUCUUGAUUUUUUAUUUGUUUGUCUUAUAGGAUAACCCUUAUUUAGCACUCCAAAUGGACGAGGAGGUUCAACCUAGCUCAGGUUACUAUCUUCAGCCAGUUGAUAAUGCAGGCGUUCGGGAUUCCAAACGAUACGUGCAAUCCCCACUGCAGACUCCCACAAGUGACACAGAAGAACCCCCACAAUUUGGAGACUUGGAAGGAGAUGGAAAGAGGUGUGUUUUCUAUGCUAUACCACUACAUGAGAAAUUUCUGCAAUUUGAUUGGCUUACAGCAGUGGUAUUUCAUCUUAAUUUGAAAUACCUAUAUGUGAAAAUUACAAACCUUUUGCGGGUAGUAGUAUAAACGAAUAAUAGCAUAAUUUUUACGUGAUAUUUGGCAUAAAUACCGCUUGUGAUAUUUCAAAAUUGUCUCCAAUAUCACUUGCCUACCGGCUCGUGAAAUUACGUAUAACAAUUUUGAAAUAUCACUCGUGGUAUUUAUGUCAAAUACCACUACUAAUCAUGCUAUUACCUAUACAUAUUUCUGUUAGGUAACUAUUUAUCUCCACAAUUCGCGUAUUUCGUGUGUCUCUCGGGAUACCUUCUGUUUAAAACGCAUAGGGGUAACAAAUGAGAAUUUGAAUUUUGAUGUUAGGGUUAAAAGGGUUAAGGUUUGUGUGAAUUUCAGCUUUAGCUUAUCGUUUCUAGUCUAGUCUGGGCUGGAUUAUAUUAUCCUCUAAUUCAAAUUUUAAAACGUAUAUAAUCGUCUCAAAUGCAGCGUAGUUAAAUGAAUUUACAGCCGAACGAACGGUAACUUUGGUAAACCUAGGGGAGGGGCCGUGGGAACCGGGUCUUUACGUAAUAUUUAGGCAAAGCUGAAUCCGCAGGGAUGAGAAAAGAUAUAUUGGAUGAGCACGCCCUCCAUCCCUCCAUCGCAACCCACCCCAUCACUUACUUGAAGAUCUAAAUCUGUCACUGGUUAAAAAUUGUAGAUAUCUUCAUUUCAGGUAUGAUUCUCCAUUGCCCACUUUGCCACCAGGCCUGCCGGCCUUGAGCGACGAUGAAAUUCCUAAGGAACCACUGCCUCCCCUCCCCCCUCCCUAUGAAAACGACAUUAUGGACAAAGGGAGGUUCCCUGAAAGGGCAGACAGCGCUGGAGGGGAGAGUGGAAUUGACAUGGACGGAGCAGAUGAUGGUUAUGUGGAAGAUACACGAGCUGAUACGCCAUUCCUCCCCCCUCCUGGCAAUAAGCCGGUCGCUAUUGACAUGGAGAAAGCACCUGAACCAAAAGUGCUGUUUAAGGGCAACAGGAACAAGAUCGAGACUUCACUGUGAGUUUUGAAAGUCCGAUAUAGUCCCAAUGUUGACGGCAGUGCUGGAACUCCCAUGGUGCUCUAAAGACGACUGUAGGGGAACGACGCUACUUGUCAAGGGAUUUUUCAUUCGGCCGUCAGGAUAGACGGAAUUAUUACUAACAGGAAAAUUAAAAGGAAAUGUGCAUUGGACAACGCGAAACGCAAACGUAGUUAACUUAUUCAGGAUAAGCAAUGCAUAAUUCAGCACAGUAAUGCAUAAUAUGAAUGUAUAUCGAAGGGGCGAGGCAAGGCACUAACUAGGCGAGGUAAUUAGAUAGAUAAGCAGUUUAUCGGCUCUAUCACGCUUACGGAUCUAAAUGUCAUUUUAUCUGUUGAAAACUUAAGAGGAAAACAACUACAAAAUACCAAUAUUUCUUUCAUAAUGUUUGAAACUUUCGCGUGUCGCAUGACGUUGUCGAUGUCUUAUGGCCCAGAUGAGCUACAUAGCUAUUUAGCUUAAUUUGCUACUUAAAAAACGAGAAAGAAACUGCAAAAGAAAUUUGAAACGAGGAAAAAAAAAUUGCCUUCGGGCCCGAAAAGUUUUCGCGCCUUUUGAGAAACGGGCAUCUGGGCCAAGUUAACUUCAGCAAAGAAUGUGGGAUUGUUACUGGGGACAAGAAAAAAAUGGCUGGCGCGUCCCCAGUAACAUUCCCAGAGGUCUUUGCAAAAGCUAACUCGCCCCAGUUUCCCUCUCGUUUCUUAAGUGACGAAUUGAUUCGCAAAUUAUUACCGACGGUAGUCAGAGCAAAACGCACAAGUUGAGGGUCCAAUUUAUCCAAAUUAUAAUUUCUAGUUGUACAAUUAUUUACCACUCUUUCCACCGUUCCCUCUCUAGUGUCUAGGCUUCUGUAUAUACAAUUUCCCGUCUUGUUGACGAGUAUAAUACUGUUAACUUGUUUUAAAAUAUUUAAGGGUUAGCAGGGCUGUGCUCUAGCAGAGCCCGGUGGCCCAUGGCGCCCAACUUUUGCACUUGGGCGACUAGAAAAUCAAAGAUCUUUUUAUACAAAUCAUAUACAGGGCACCCUAGGUUUUACAGGUUCAGAGCACUGGGCUCCCUUCAAUUUUCCUUAGAGCACAGCCUUGGUUAGAGGCUGGCGGGGGUGUUUUGCUUGUAAAUAAUCGCUCGCACUGACUGUAGCAUUUUUAGUAUUCCCAACUGAGACCUUUGAAUAGCAAAAGCAACUAUUUUUACUCUAACAACAAUGUAAGGAGCAACAAGAAGUCAAAGACAUGUUUAAAUAGCUUCGUAAAGAAUCAAAAUCAAAGAAAGGAUGAGAUCAUACACAACGUUCAAUUUACUCUUCAACAGUCAUAAAGCGAUCCGAUGGGGAGUCUUGAAAGUCUUUCUUCAUUGGCUGUAACACGGCCCAAUCAGCUUCCGGAAUCUCACGCACAUCAGGAAGUGUGAAUAUUAAAUAUAUAGUUAUGAAUUUUAGGCAGGUAUUUUUAACUGAAUUUUGCAGAAUAUUCUGAAGUAAUGCAAACAAUACUGUAAGCAUAAUGCAUUGUAGAAGGGCAGUUUUUAUAGAAUAGAGGAUAAUUAAUUGUUCACUUACGCUUGGAUUCGUAAGAACGAUAUUAUAGGGAAAAUAUAAAAGGAAAACAGCAAAUAUCUACUGACCAAACAAAGAAACAAAUUUAAUUUGUUUCUUUAAAAUGCUUAACAGCUUGAAUUUAACUCUAUUUUUAAAUAUCGAUUUAAUUUGUUAUUGUUUAUAGCAUAUCUUGUUAUAACGUGGAGCCGACUGUGAAUAAAUUUGUGUUUAGAUAAAAUAUAUUUGAGUUUCUGAUUGAACCUAAUCUGGCAGAGCCUUCGUUACUCUUGUCCAGCGGAACGUGCAUGAUUCAUUGGUGCUAUAACAAAAAGAAACGAAUACACACGAGCAAGUGAAAGCAGCCAUCGAAUGACUUUGUAACGGGCUGUUGCUCAUUUAAUCUCACUCAAGAUUACUUUUUACCCAGUGAAGGAAGCUAAGCUGAAGGCUGUGCGUAAGGUCCGCAACAAGGAUCUUGUGCUUUCCGUAUGGGUCACGAUUUUUUUUGCUUGGAUGGCACUUCUCGGACAGUUUCAUCAUAUUGAAAUUAAAGCUGCUUUCACAUUGAAAACAACUGAAUGGUCCUCGGGCUGUUGCUUGAUCUCUUACCCAUCUUAAAGGGACUCACGCGAAAAAGACAAACAAAGCCAGACUCUCCCAACAGCGUGGGCGGCGCAUCUCAGCCACCUUGAAGUACCUAGAGAAGUUUAGUCAGCAAUUCCGAUCAAGGAGGUAGCAGUCUUGCAGAGGUUUAAGUUCUUCUCUUGAGCUACGUUCCGUGAGGUCACUGAGAGAGUUUGAUAUGGUCAGGAGCACCAGCAGCAGGCGCGUAGGUGGUGUUCGCCGUGUAUCGCGAUGUGUUGAUAUAGACUUUCAAAAGACUGAAAAUAAUAUCUUACUCUGUCAGUGUUCUGAACGCCUGGACCAGGCUAUGACAGUGUACAAUAUUAGAAUUUACGCCUUGUCUAUACGGUGAAGUUCUGCGGAACAAGCUGCAUGCUCAGUGUCAUCACUAAUAAGCGGCUGAAAUCGUCAAACUCCUCUUGUUACUGUGCAAGACAAAAGCAUCUUUAGAAGCAGACUCGUCAACUGGAUCAUGUACGUAUGACAACCGAAGACCAGCGCUGGCGAGUAGACGCAGCCCCACAACGAGAUCCUGUUCCCUGAG
Molecule: messenger RNA, 17697 nt
Organism: Porites lobata
Lineage: Eukaryota; Metazoa; Cnidaria; Anthozoa; Scleractinia; Poritidae
Source: the annotation of a GenBank genome assembly